Messenger RNA from Homalodisca vitripennis (glassy-winged sharpshooter), 4621 nucleotides. RefSeq names its product CUGBP Elav-like family member 1. Lineage: Eukaryota; Metazoa; Arthropoda; Insecta; Hemiptera; Cicadellidae. The coding region runs from base 452 to 2107 and encodes 551 amino acids. The record is from RefSeq and is a predicted model, not a curated record. Gene Ontology annotation, molecular function: mRNA 3'-UTR binding. The transcript is spliced from 19 exons. Gene Ontology annotation, biological process: regulation of alternative mRNA splicing, via spliceosome; mRNA splice site recognition. Gene Ontology annotation, cellular component: cytoplasm; ribonucleoprotein complex; nucleus.
CGACCCGACCACCAGUUAGUGACUCGAACGCCACGACGCCGGACGCCCGACGCUGAGGAAGUGACGGUACGUACGGAGCAGUGUCAUUAACGAACCGGUGGUACCAACGUGUGAACUACCUUACUUACGGUUAUUUUCAUAACGGCAGUUUUGCCAUCUACAUAGUUCAACAGAUUACGUCUCGAAAUUCAAUUUCGUGUUGGUGGUUUUUCACCUGGAAAUUCUUGAUAAUGCAUUUGUUCUCCACGAUUAGGUGACGAUCCUAGGACCUCGUUUAAUAGUACGAGAUAUUCGGUAUAAUCUUCAGUAAGAGUGUUUUAUUGAAAUGUUUGAUUGAAAACAGUGGUCGAUAGUGGAAUAUAUUUUCAAUCUGGAUACAGUUAAUGGAAAAGUCGAGUUGUGCUCUUAGAUAAGACAUUGGGUUGUCAGUGAGUGUGUAGUGCCGUGAGAGAUGCUGCAGAGUCUGAACACGCUGGCCGGCAAGAUCUCGCCCAACACCCCUACGGGGGCUAGCGGACAGACGGACAACAACGCGAAUAAGUUACAUCACGUAAACAACAACACCCACCCCUACAGCAAGGCCAACCCCAACAACACUGACAAGCCGGUUUUACGCCACGCGGUUAAGGGAAGUAUGAACAUCAGCAAUGAUCAGCCAGACCCGGACUUCAUCAAGAUGUUUGUGGGACAGAUCCCGCACACGAUGGAUGAGAACGAUCUCACCAAGAUGUUCUCGGAGUUCGGGAGAGUCCACCAGAUCAACGUUCUCAGGGACAAGAUAACAGGCAGAAGUAAAGGCUGUUGUUUUGUCACCUUCUUCACGAGAAAAGCCGCCCUUGAUGCUCAAAAUGCCCUCCAUAACAUCAAAACGCUACCAGGGAUGCACCACCCGAUCCAGAUGAAGCCUGCUGACAGCGAAAACAGAAAUGAGCGGAAGUUGUUCGUUGGCAUGUUGUCCAAGAGAUGCACGGAAGUGGACGUGAGAGGGAUGUUCGAGCAGUUCGGACACAUAGAGGAGUGUACGGUGCUCAGAGACAACAAUGGUCAGAGUAAAGGUUGUGCCUUUGUCACUUACAUGACAAGACAGUGCGCUCUCAACGCCAUAAAGGUCAUCCACCAUUCUUUCACUAUGGAGGGGUGCUCAUCACCGGUGGUGGUCAAAUUUGCUGAUACUCCUAAGGAAAAGGACCAGCGGAGAAUGCAGCAGUUACAGUCGGACCUCAUCAAUGCCUUAUCACAACCCUCCUACUACACCGCCAUGGGCCAACAGCUGGGGACUGACUCGCAGUCGUACAUUGCAGCAUCCCAGCAGCUCCAACUGCUCCAGCAACUACAAAACAGUGGGCAGACCAAUCUUGGCACUCAGUUGCUGCUGCACAACUCCCCAGCCCUUACAAACUUGUCAGCUCUAAACAACUCCACUGCCAGUUUAGGAGACUUCAACCAAGCAAACCUUGGAGGUUUGGCGUCUUUAGCGAAUUUCUCCACAGUGCCCAUGAGUAUGCAGAACCUAGUCACACUGGCAGCCAUCACGGCAGGAAACACUGUCUCACCCACUGGGUCGAGUACAUCUAGUCUCAGUAGUCCAGCUCAUUCGAGUUUAACAGGCUCAGCCACUGCUGCAGCUGCCUUGCUGGGGAAGGCUGCAUCGCCUGCCACUGGCACCACCACCUUAAAUGCCUUGAAUUCUCCGCUGAACGGGAUCACCUCAACGGCUCUGAGUGUCCCGGACGCUUACACGCACUUCACCAACAACUACGAGCAGAUGGCACUGAGUUAUGCGGGCAAUGGUACACCAGCGAAGUACCACCACCAAAAGCAGGCGGAGGGCCCAGAAGGCGCCAACUUGUUCAUCUAUCAUCUCCCGGCUGAGUUUACCGACAGAAAACUCGCCCAGACCUUUUGCCCUUAUGGUAACGUCAUAUCGGCCAAAGUAUACAUCGACAAAGAGACUAAUAUGUCUAAAUGUUUUGGUUUUGUGUCGUACGACAAUAUCCUGAGUGCCCAGGUCGCCAUCCAGAACCUUAACGGCUAUCACGUUAGUGGGAAGAAACUCAAGGUCGAGAUCAAACGAAAGAAAGGCUACUCAGUAACAAAGCCAUAUUAACUAUUCGUUCCUACAAAACAAAAGAGUUCAUUUAAAAUAAUUUAGUAUUUCAUUGUUGUAGUUCUUUAUUCUUUAUUUCAUGGUUUAUUUCUCUAGACAUUUAAUUUUGUUGAAAAAGUUAUUUUUGGGUUGUUAACCAAAUUAUUUUCCUUAUGUUCUUCUUUAUUAGUUGUUUUCAUUUGAGUUAUACCAAAUAGAUGAAGAAUUAAGUCUGAUGAAUGGUCAUUAAUUUAUUGCUAGUUACGAUUGUUUUAGUUGUUUUAUUUAGUUACCAGCAUUGAGAGUGCGGUAUUUGGUGCCACGCACUGAUUAGUGUUUUUAUCGCCCUCCACUGUACAAAUGACCAAUCCAUAUGACGUUGACUGAUCGUUUUUUAAUGGACCAAUUAGAGCUGUUUCAGUGGAUUGGAUAGUAAAUUGUUGUUGUUGAAAUUUUUCGGAAUAAACAGUGAUUCAUCGUUAAAAACAUGUGACUGUUUUUUAAGUUGUGUGUUUGGAGAAAUUUGUUAGUUUCCUUUUUUAGCGACCCCAGUGAAGUGAACUAGCGACGACGUUAUCGGUUGUAGAUCGUUAUCUGGGACUAGUAUUUUUGAAUCACCUUUGGCCUUCAAGAACAGUAUUGAAUCCACCAUCCAUAUCAACAUAGUCAAAUUAAAUACUGUAUGGCUUGGAUUUGUACAUUAUAGACACGGAUGCGAUAAUUUAAUGUAAUGCUUAGUUCUUUAUGUAGUCAAUUCAAAUGUGUUUUAAAAGGUUUGGAUUUUUCUGACAAUUCAUGAACAAGUAUUUUAUUGAUGAACUUGCAUGUCUUUAAUGUCGAGUAAGUAUACAAGGAUGUUUUUGUUUAUUUAAAUUAUGUUUUGUUUUAACUGUGUGAUUUAUGUUUUAUUUGUGUUUUAAUAAUGUACCAGUGAUGUGUUUUGUUGUAUUAUCUUUUAAUUUUUGUCAGAAAAAUCUGGACUUUUUGUAGAAGUUCUAGUUAAAAAUAAUUUAAACGGGGACUGCAUGCCAUUAUAUUGGUUUGAAAAAUCUACUGUGCCAUUAAUUUAUUUCUAUGUAUGGCAAUGUAUUAGUUAUAUAAUAUACCCUUUUCAAUAUUGUAUUCCAGUAACUUUUUUUGCUGCAAUUGUGAACAUCACCCUUUAAAGGAAUUGAAAGUUAAGGUUAUGUUAGCAUUGAAAGGAAGCCUUAUUAAGUAAGACUAUGUGUUAUUUUAUUACUUUUAUUUACUAAUAUCGCUAAGUGUUAAUAUUAUUGUAGCUGUUGCACAAAAAAGCUCAUGACACAAGGUGUUCUUAUGCUGAACGUGUUUUGCUACCAGUGUUUAUUUGUUGUGAAUUAUAUUUUUGUCUUUUAGUUCAAGUGUUUUGAAAUCUAUUUUGUCAACUGAAUUUCAGAUGUUCUUUCAAGGAGUUAUUGUUUUAUUUUGUGUGUUUUAUUGAUUUAUAUACUAUUAAUCCAUUUCUAAUUAUCCAUGACUAUCAAAUCAAUCAUCAGAAAUGUUAAAGACAUUAAUUAGGAAUUACUAUUGUUUAUUAGAAAUAUAACUCUGACAAGUUAUUGGUAUUUAUUAGAAAUGUUUGUUGGUUUUUAUCUAAACUUUCUAUCACACAAAAUGAUGUGUUUUUAUAUUUUUUAGCUACACGUUCAUCAUACUUGUGUAAAAUUAUACAACUUAUGAGCUAGCUAUCAAAAUCUAUUGUUUUAUAUGUUACUAUACUAUUACAAUAAUUAAUUGUAAUAUAUUAUUUGUUUGUUAUUAAUCUUUAUUGUGGGCGACAAUAUUCAACCCUGUGACUACCAAAGAUUAUGUUGAAGCUUGAGACACGAUGCUGUAACUAUGGAUAAAUUUGUAACGUUAGCCUUAACUUUUUGUUGAGCUUGUAAAGUACAUGUUCCUAUAUAACCUUUUGUUUCCAAAAACAAUUUGUUCACAAAAAAAAUGUUUAAGCAAAUUCUGUAUGUAAAUACUUUAAUUGUUCUAAAACUGCUAAUUUUGGUACAAGGCAACGUGUCGUUGUGAAAUAAAUCUAAAACAAAAGGUUAUGAACGAUCUCAUCUGCACACGAUUGUGUUGUCUUGUGUUUACACGAGUAUACUUGACGUGAAUGUUCUGUUGUCUUCUGUGUCUCCGUGUAUGUAACUCAAGUUGUCCAUAGUUGCAGUGAGAGCGUAAUCGUAAUGUAACGUAAACAACAAGUCCUCUAGUUACCAGGAGUCUCACGAGUUGUUAAGCCUUGCAGUACAAUCACACUGUGCGCUAGCCGCUUAGCUUGGUUCCAUGUCUGUACCGUGCGAUUUGCUACUUGUGUGUUUCCGUUUGUUGUACUGUAGGUGCUCACUUCGUUUGUACUUAUUUUAUUUUUACUUGUGUCAAAGUACUUAGGAGUCAUUAUGUUGUAAUAUGUUUAAAGAUAAAAUACUAUUGGAUAAAAAGAACUUUAUGACUUUUUCAAUACAGUGUAAAGUCUUAGAUUGAAUAAAAUACCUAUUUUGGAAAGAAAAUCAGAAAUAA